AUGGAACAGUGGAAAGGUAAAGUAGCGAUCGUAACUGGUGCCAGUGCAGGAAUCGGCAAGGCAAUCGUUGUCAAGUUGGUGAAAUACGGCGUUCAUGUUGUAGCGCUCGCUAGAGGAGAAGCCAAACUUAAGGAAUUAGCAGACUCUCUUAAUGGAAAAGGAAAUAAUCAUGGUACUGUACACAUAAAAGUUUGCGAUGUGACAGAUGAAGAAGCAGUGAAAAAUGUUUUUUCUUGGGUCGAUUCUACACUGGGAGGUGUUAGUAUUUUAAUCAAUAAUGCUGGGACCGCAAUAGUAUCAAGUCUUUUAAAUGGAAAACUGGAAGAUUGGCAAGAAAUGAUGAAUUUAAACGUGUUGGCAUUGAAUGUGUGCUCAAGGGAAGCUUAUCAAUCAAUGACAAAAAAUAAAAUCGAUGGUCAUAUUAUUCAAGUGAACAGUGUUGCUGGUCAUAGUAUAACACCAUACUUUGCCAUGAAAAUGAGCAACGCUACAAAACAUGCAGUCCGAGUCUUAUGCGAGGGACUUCGUCACGAACUACAGUUAGUAGGAUCAAAAAUUAAAGUGUCGAGCAUUAAUCCUGGAGGAGUUUCAACAGACCUUUUAUUAGGUAUUCUUGAACGUAGUAGAGAACCAAAUACAACAAUUCAAGUAAAUAACAUGGAAAUACUUCAAACUGUAGAUAUUGCUAAUGCAGUUAUCACCACUUUAGCGACUCCUCCAACUGUACUUAUUGCUGAAUUGACCAUCAUAGCCAGUGGAUCAACAAUACAAGCACAUUUUCAACCAUCGGCUGCAGUAGUGAACAACUUAUUAAAUUCAUAA
Molecule: messenger RNA, 822 nt
Organism: Macrosiphum euphorbiae (potato aphid)
Lineage: Eukaryota; Metazoa; Arthropoda; Insecta; Hemiptera; Aphididae
Source: the annotation of a GenBank genome assembly